AUGUAUUUCGGACCAAUCCGCCAGGCAACCUCAUCACUACACAAUAAUAAAUGCCUCAAUAGCUGGCAAGAGACAGCGUGGAAAGCCAAAAAAAAAAGGAUAGAUCGAUUCAUCAAAGGAAAGCCUUGGGACUUGACGAGCCAGUGCAAGGAACCAGCUGAGUGGACGGAACCUAUCGUUGGAGUCCAAGAGCUCAACGAGCAGCACAAAGCUAUUGGUCUCCCUUUCUUUCCAAUUACGACGGGCGGUGGCGGAAGCAGCUUGGGGGACGAGAGGCCGACCAUCCCACCACACUUCCUCCACCACUUCUACCCCUUCACGGAUUUGAGCCAACUUCACCUGGGUUUCUCCAUCGGCCACAACCUCCAGUGA
Molecule: messenger RNA, 372 nt
Organism: Nezara viridula (southern green stink bug)
Lineage: Eukaryota; Metazoa; Arthropoda; Insecta; Hemiptera; Pentatomidae
Source: the annotation of a GenBank genome assembly